Talaromyces marneffei is the source of this 1527-nucleotide messenger RNA. RefSeq lists its product as uncharacterized. The record is from RefSeq and is a predicted model, not a curated record. The coding region runs from base 1 to 1527 and encodes 508 amino acids. The transcript has 6 exons. NCBI's taxonomy places the organism in Eukaryota, Fungi, Ascomycota, Eurotiomycetes, Eurotiales, Trichocomaceae.
AUGAGCCACCCAGACAUUUCCGUUGACGUCCUCGUCAUUGGUGCAGGCCCUACCGGUUUGGGUGCUGCAAAGCGUUUGAAUCAGAUCGACGGCCCAUCAUGGCUCAUUGUCGAUUCUAAUGAGAUCCCUGGUGGUCUCGCCUCGACAGAUGUUACUCCUGAGGGAUUUUUAUACGAUGUCGGUGGUCACGUCAUCUUCUCCCACUACAAGUACUUCGACGACUGCAUUGACGAGGCUCUCCCCAAGCCCGACGACUGGUACACUCACGAGCGUAUUUCCUACGUCCGCUGCCAGGGCCAAUGGGUACCCUACCCUUUCCAGAACAACAUCUCCAUGCUUCCCAAGCAGGAGCAGGUUCGCUGCAUUGAGGGCAUGAUUGACGCCGCUUUGGAGGCUCGCGUCUCCAACACAAAGCCUAAGACCUUUGACGAGUGGAUUCUCCGUCAAAUGGGUGUUGGUCUUGCUGACCUUUUUAUGCGCCCAUACAACUUCAAGGUCUGGGCUGUUCCCACCACCAAGAUGCAAUGCGCUUGGCUCGGUGAGCGUGUCGCCGCCCCCAAUGUCAAGGCUGUGACUACCAACGUCAUCUUGAACAAGACUGCCGGUAACUGGGGUCCCAACGCUACCUUCCGUUUCCCUGCUCGUGACGGAACCGGUGGUAUCUGGAUUGCCGUUGCCAACACUCUCCCCAAGGAGAAGACUCGCUUCGGUGAGCACGGAAAGGUCGCCAAGGUGAACCCUAACUCCAAGGUUGUCACCUUGGCCGAUGGUACCACCGUCGGUUAUGAGAAGCUCGUCUCCACCAUGGCUGUUGAUGCUUUGUGCGAACAGAUCGGCGACAAGGAGCUCAUUGACCACACCAAGGAGCUCUUCUACUCUUCCACCCACGUUAUUGGUGUUGGUAUUCGUGGAGAGCGCCCCGAGCGCAUUGGAGACAAGUGCUGGCUCUACUUCCCCGAGGACAACUGCCCCUUCUACCGUGCCACCAUCUUCUCCAACUACUCUCCCUACAACCAGCCUGACGCCUCCAAGAAGCUCCCCACCCAGCAACUUGCUGAUGGUUCCCGACCUGCCAGCACUGAGGCCAAGUCCGGUCCUUACUGGUCCAUCAUGUUGGAGGUCUCUGAGUCCUCUUACAAGCCUGUUGACCUUGAGACUAUUGUCAAGGAUUGCAUCCAGGGUCUCGUUAACACCGAGAUGCUCAAGCCCGACGAUGAGAUUGUCUCUACCUACCAUCGCCGAUUCGACCACGGUUACCCCACUCCAUCUUUGGAGCGUGAGGGUGCUCUCACUCAGCUUCUCCCUAAGCUUCAAGAGAAGGGCAUCUGGUCUCGUGGCCGUUUCGGAAGCUGGCGCUACGAAGUCGGUAACCAGGACCACUCUUUCAUGCUUGGUGUCGAGGCUGUUGAUAACAUUGUCAACGGUUCCGUUGAGUUGACCCUCAACUACCCUGACUUCGUCAACGGCCGACAGAACACUGAGCGUCGUCUUGUCGAUGGUGCUCAGGUCUUUGCCAAGAAGAAGUAA